Messenger RNA from Helianthus annuus (common sunflower), 1293 nucleotides. Its product is annotated as shikimate O-hydroxycinnamoyltransferase. NCBI's taxonomy places the organism in Eukaryota, Viridiplantae, Streptophyta, Magnoliopsida, Asterales, Asteraceae. Bases 7 to 1293 code for a protein of 428 amino acids. The record is from RefSeq and is a predicted model, not a curated record. Gene Ontology annotation, molecular function: acyltransferase activity, transferring groups other than amino-acyl groups. The transcript has 2 exons.
AUCAAGAUGAAGGUGGUGAUAAGAGAAUCAACUAUGGUGACUCCAGCUGAGAAGACACCAAUGACAAAGCUAUGGAGCUCUAGCCUUGAUCUCAUUGCCACCAACAGUCACACACUAGCCUUGUAUUUUUACCGGUCCAACGGUAGUCCCAACUUCUUUGAUACGAAAGUGAUGAAGGACGCUUUGAGCCGGGCUUUGGUUGCAUUUUACCCAAUGGCAGGGCGAUUUAAACACGACCAAGAUGGUCGGGUUGAGAUCGAUUGUCAAGGACAAGGAGCAUUGUUUUUGGAAGCGGAGUCUGAUGGCGUUAUCGAUGAUUUUGGUGACUUUUCACCCAAUUUGGAGUCCUUGAAACUCAAUCCGAACUUUGAUUACUCGUUGGGAAUUGAAUCAUAUCCUCUGCUGGCCGUGCAGGUAACUUACUUCAAAUGCGGCGGGGUUUCGCUAGGAGUUGCGACACACCAUCGUGUCGCGGAUGGGACGUCUACGUUUCACUUCAAAAACACAUGGUCUGACAUUGCUCGUGGGCUUGACAUAACUCUCCCACCCUUCAUAGACCGGACCCUCCUUCGUGCACGUGACCCACCACAACCCCUUUUUAAGCACGUCGAAUACCACCCGGAUCCAACCGUGAACUCGCCGCUCCAAGUCCCAUUGGGUGAAAGCAAAACCGUCUUCUCAGUUUUUAAGUUAACACAAAACCAACUCGAUGCACUCAAAGCAAAAUCAAAGGAAGAUGGUAACACGAUCCGCUACAGCACUUUUGAAAUUCUCUCGGGCCAUAUUUGGAAGUGCGUGAGUAAAGCCCGUGGGCUACCAGACGAUGUGAAAACCAAGCUCUACUUCUCAGUCGAUGGGCGGGCCCGCUUACAACCGCCACUUCCAUGUGGCUAUUUCGGUAAUGUUGUCUUCACAGCCACUGCUAUAGCGACAGCUGGCGAAAUUCAAUCCAAACCUUCAUGGUACGCUUCAGGUAAAAUCCACGAUGCUUUAGCGAUGAUGAAUAACGAUUAUCUAAAAUCGGCUAUCGAUUAUCUGGAAGAACAUGAUUGUCACAAGCCCGAGGUUUCUUAUAAGUACACUAAUCUUCAAAUAAUAAGUUGGGCUAGGAUCCCGAUUCAUGACGCGGACUUUGGAUGGGGGCGGCCCAUCUUCAUGGGCCGUACAGGGAUCCCGUCAGCUGGUAAGUGUAUCGUUUCUCCAAGCCCGAUAAAUGACGGGAGCUUAUCGUUCGUCAUUGGACUAGAAGUUGAACAAAUGAAGCUUUUCAGCAACUUGUUAUAUGCAAUUUGA